CUAUAUUUUAUAUUUAAUUGAAGGUGACCAAUGUUUUAGUUGGACCUCCAUUUACUCUCUUUCUCCUCCUUCCUCUCGUCUUCCUCUCCAUAAUAUCAUUCCUGUUUUCCUCUUCUUUCAAUUUCUUUUCCCUUUUUCUUUCAGAUCUACUCUCCAUUGCAUGUUUUUUCUAUUUUCUUCGCAAAUCCUUUAAAUUGCAACGUUUUUUUCCCAGUUUAUUGAAGAAAUAAAUAUCAAAACAUUUGUGGAUGACAAUUGACAAAAGAGUUAAAACUUAUUGAAGAAAAAGUUAUCAAAACACUUGUAGAUGACGAAUGCUUUAUCUGAGUGUGACAUUGUGAUUGUUUGAUGGGCAAUACAUGCCGUGGAUCUAUAGGAGGAAAAACAUUUACGGGCUAUAAUCAGCCCGAAGAUAGUUUAAACUCCAAUCUCAACCCUUCAUCUGGCAAUUCAUAUUCUUCAUCAGACAAUUAUUCUCCCAAAAAGGAAACUUCACUUUCCCUUGUUAGUCCUAGAAAAGCCAGUAUGAAUCGUUCAGGAAGUAAUCAGGCUUAUUAUGUAAUGGGACAUAAGACCCCUAACAUUCGUGAUCUUUACACUUUGGGACGUAAGUUAGGACAAGGACAGUUUGGUACCACUUAUUUAUGCACUGAGAAUUCUACAGGUGCUGAGUACGCUUGUAAAUCUAUUUCGAAGAGAAAGUUGAUUUCAAAAGAGGAUGUUGAGGAUGUUAGAAGGGAAAUUCAGAUAAUGCAUCAUUUGUCUGGUCAUAAGAAUAUUGUUACCAUUAAGGGAGCUUAUGAGGAUCCUUUAUAUGUUCAUAUUGUUAUGGAGAUAUGUAGUGGUGGUGAAUUGUUUGAUCGUAUUAUUCAACGAGGUCAUUAUAGUGAGAGAAAGGCAGCUGAAUUGACUAAAAUUAUUGUUGGGGUUGUUGAGGCGUGUCAUUCACUUGGCGUUAUGCAUAGAGAUUUAAAACCUGAGAAUUUCCUGUUGGUUAAUAAGGAUGAUGAUUUCUCUCUUAAGGCCAUCGAUUUUGGACUCUCUGUUUUCUUUAAGCCAGGCCAAAUAUUCACAGAUGUUGUUGGUAGUCCAUAUUAUGUCGCUCCUGAGGUGCUUUUGAAGCAUUAUGGUCCCCAAGCAGAUGUGUGGACAGCAGGAGUCAUACUCUACAUACUGCUAAGUGGUGUGCCACCAUUUUGGGCAGAAACGCAGCAGGGCAUAUUUGAUGCAGUUCUGAAAGGGCACAUUGAUUUUGACUCAGACCCUUGGCCGUUGAUAUCUGAGAGUGCAAAAGAUCUUAUCCGGAAGAUGUUGUGCAUGCAGCCCUCAGAGCGGUUAACUGCUCAUGAAGUAUUGUGCCAUCCUUGGAUCUGCGAAAAUGGUGUCGCUCCUGAUAGAGCACUGGAUCCUGCAGUACUUUCUCGCCUAAAACAGUUCUCUGCUAUGAACAAGUUAAAAAAGAUGGCUUUGCGGGUGAUUGCUGAAAGCUUGUCUGAAGAAGAGAUUGCUGGUCUGAGAGAGAUGUUUAAGGCCAUGGAUACUGAUAGUAGUGGUGCAAUUACAUUUGAUGAACUAAAAGCAGGGUUGAGAAAAUAUGGCUCUACGUUAAAGGAUACGGAGAUACGGGAACUUAUGGAUGCAGCUGAUGUGGACAAUAGUGGAACUAUUGACUAUGGAGAAUUCAUUGCGGCAACCGUUCAUCUUAAUAAAUUGGAGCGCGAGGAACAUCUCAUGGCAGCAUUUCAAUAUUUUGACAAAGAUGGAAGUGGUUAUAUAACGGUUGAUGAGGUCCAGCAAGCUUGUGUAGAGCAUAACAUGACAGAUGUUUACUUUGAGGAUAUUAUAAGAGAAGUCGAUCAGGAUAAUGAUGGACGAAUUGAUUAUGGAGAAUUUGUUGCUAUGAUGCAAAAAGGAAAUCCAUGUGUAGGGAGACGAACAAUGCGAAAUAGUCUAAAUUUGAGCAUGAGAGAUGCACCGGGAGCUCAUUAGCUUCUCAGACGGACACAUCUCUAGUAGGUUGUACAGAAAAGAGACCAGAGGCCAUAAACUUUCAUGAUAACAUGGUGACUCCUACCUAAUUCUGACAGUAACAUCCUGUACCUUCGAGUAUGCGUAGAAGAGGAUGAGUGAAAGACCUGUCGGACUGCUAUAUUCUUCGAGCAUUCCACGAAUUGUUGUGAGCUCUAUAUAUAGUCCUUAGUGUUGAAAAUGUUCCCACUAAUGUCUUCAAAUUAGUUGUGUUCUUUAGUUGAGGCUUCAUUCUUGUUUCAAAUUGUUAAAUUAGGUUGUUUAUCUUAUCAUGUCUUAUUCCGUGAAUGAUUUUUGCCUUUGUACUCGUGUAAUUGAUGAUAUUUAUUUUGAUGCUUGUUUAUAGUGAUGCUGGUAUCCAUA
Molecule: messenger RNA, 2391 nt
Organism: Lycium barbarum (goji berry)
Lineage: Eukaryota; Viridiplantae; Streptophyta; Magnoliopsida; Solanales; Solanaceae
Product: calcium-dependent protein kinase 4
Exons: 11
Coding region: 349-1989 (546 amino acids)
Biological process (GO): intracellular signal transduction; protein autophosphorylation; peptidyl-serine phosphorylation
Cellular component (GO): cytoplasm; nucleus
Molecular function (GO): calcium-dependent protein serine/threonine kinase activity; calcium/calmodulin-dependent protein kinase activity; calcium ion binding
Source: RefSeq, a predicted model, not a curated record